Messenger RNA from Coccinella septempunctata (seven-spotted ladybird), 1467 nucleotides. Its product is annotated as zinc finger protein 711-like. The coding region runs from base 176 to 1276 and encodes 366 amino acids. The record is from RefSeq and is a predicted model, not a curated record. Lineage: Eukaryota; Metazoa; Arthropoda; Insecta; Coleoptera; Coccinellidae. The transcript has 5 exons.
AUGUCGACGUCAAAUUAGAGAAAGAGAAAGGAAUAACAGUUUGUUGUGUUGUUUGGAAGGAAAAAUACAUUUAUUAUCCAAAAUCAAGUGCGAAUUGAUUAGGACGGGGCUUUCCUCAUACUAAACUAACAAAAAAUCAUAAAAUUUCAGCCAUACUUGCAGUUGGCCAAAAAACAUGAGUACCAAAAAUGAGAUUGAUACCAUAGUGGUUAAAGAUGAGAAAGACGAUGAUGAUAGCGAUGUUGAAAUUGUUGGAACCACACCUGGACUCGUUGAUGUACCCGAAUACAUAGACCCAAAAUCUUUGAGCUCACUUAUGAGCCAACCAAAAGAAGAGUUACCCCCAAUGGUCGAAAAGAUAGUUAAAAAUUUAUCCAAUGAUGAGGAGUUUGAAAGGGAAUGUGACAAAUAUUACCAAGCUAACCUCGAUAUGGAUGUUCAGGUGGUUUCAGUUGAUGUAGCAAAGGUUUUGGCGGAUCCAAUUAAGUUACCAACACCCACUAUAAAGUUGAAUUUGAAUGGAGAGAUAAAUGAUAUAAGAACACAAAAUGAUUUACCUGUAAUAUGCAACCUUUGCGAGGAUUCAGACGACCAUGUUGAACUUCUCUUGGUACAUUUAAAAGAAAAUCAUCAUCUGAGAGAUGGAAAUUAUGUUUGUCCUUUUUGCGACUAUACAUCACCAAAAUACGAGGUCGUCAUGAAGCAUACUACCAAAGUCCACAAACUGAGCAGCGAGCAACUGUCUUGUGAUCAGUGUGAAUUUCAAACAUUCCGCGGUGAUCUCUUCAAUCGUCAUUCCAACAAACAUAUGAGGGAAAAGGUUUAUUCGUGUGAAAAAUGCAAAUUCAACACUACAAAUCUGGCGAGUUUCAAGAUGCACUUGAGCUAUAAACACACUAAAGACGCAGAGUUCAAAUGUAAAUAUUGCGAAUUCAAGUCCCUGUCCAGUGCAUCGGUGACGAGACACGAGAACAGCAAACACGCCAAAGAGCGCUUGUUCAAGUGCGAACACUGUCCUUACACUUCGGCACUAGCACAGAGUCUCAAACGACACCUUGAACGUUACUGCAAGAAUCGGAUUUGGAGGAAGUUCAAGCACCAAUGCGAAGAAUGCACUUAUAAAACAGACGAUCAGACAGCCUUCGAAAAUCACGUGCUGAUAAACCACCCGAAGAAGGAGAUUCUGUUCUGUAACAUAUGCGAAUUUGAGACUACCGAAGAUAAGGAACUGAGGGAACACGCCGAAAAGCAUUUGAAAAGUGAACCGAUGGAUUAAUAGUUGCCUACCUUCAAAUCGAUCUGAGGUACUCGCCAUUAGAGACGAGACUAGUUUAAAUGAAAUCGAACCAAGAAACGGUUGGGGUACCGUGGUGCAUUCCUUGAAAAUGUGUAAUCUGUGGAAUCUACGAGGUUGACUUGUUUCGCGGAUAACCUUUGUAUUUGAAAUAAACGAUCAGUUGAUAUGAA